Benincasa hispida (wax gourd) is the source of this 1845-nucleotide messenger RNA. Its product is annotated as cytochrome P450 CYP72A219-like. The record is from RefSeq and is a predicted model, not a curated record. NCBI's taxonomy places the organism in Eukaryota, Viridiplantae, Streptophyta, Magnoliopsida, Cucurbitales, Cucurbitaceae. Gene Ontology annotation, molecular function: heme binding; iron ion binding; oxidoreductase activity, acting on paired donors, with incorporation or reduction of molecular oxygen.
UGUGUGUAGUCUGUGUUAGGAAGAGAAAGUGGGGAAAGUAAAGAUGGAGUGGAAUUGGAUAUGGGCGGUGGGUUUAUUAUGGUUAUUGGGAUUAUGGGGAUGGAGAGUUGUGAAUUGGGUCUGGUUUAGGCCUAAAAGACUUGAGAAGUGCUUGAGACACCAAGGCCUCGCCGGCAACUCUUAUCGCCUUCUCUUUGGGGAUACAAAGGAGAUUGCGGCGGCCGUCCACCAAGCGAGAUCGCACUCCAUGUCCUUCUCCCAUGAUAUUGCUCCACGCACCACCCCUACUUCUCAUACCACCAUCCACAAAUACGGUAAGGAUUCUUUCACAUGGAUUGGCACAACUCCAAGAGUGUAUAUAACAGAGCCUGAACAAGUGAAGAUUGUUUUCUCUCAAAUUAAUGAUAUUCGUAAGACAUCUUCUUUUCCUCUUAGACGUAGAAAGGGAAGUGGUGGGGUCGUCUCUCUUGAGGGGUCUAAAUGGGCUAAGCAUAGAAAGAUCAUCAACCCUGCAUUUCACAUGGAGAAAUUAAAGGAUAUGUUUCCAGCAUUCUCCAAGAGUUGUAGGGAAAUGGUUAACAAAUGGGAAAAGAUGAUUCCUGCUGAAGAAGGAAGUUGUGAAAUAGAUGUGUGGCCUGAUUUGCAAAAUAUGGCUGCUGAUGUGAUUUCUAGAACUGCUUUUGGAAGCAGUUUUGAGGAAGGAAAAAAGAUCUUCCAGCUCUUGAAACAGUGGGCCAUGCUAUUGAUGACAUACCUAACAAAGGGAGUUUAUUUCAUUCCAGGCUUUAGGUACAUGCCAACUAAAUUAAACAAGCGGAUGGAAGAGAUUGAUAGGAAAAUACAAGAUAUGGUUUGGGGUAUUAUAAGGAAAAGACAAAAUGCAAUGAAGAAAGGUGAAGGUUCCAAUAAUGAAGAUCUAUUAGGCAUCCUUUUAGAAUCAAAUGCAAGCCAAAUUGAAGAACACAAAAACAAGAAAGAUGUUGGAAUGAGCAUAGAAGAAGUAAUUAGCGAAUGCAGGCUUUUCUAUUUUGCUGGCCAAGAAACCACAGCUGCAUUGCUUGCUUGGACAAUGGUUCUGCUUGCUCGAUACUCAGAGUGGCAAGAUCGAGCCAGAGCAGAAGUUUUGGAGGUUUUCGGUGAUAGCAACAAAUUGGAUUUUGAUGGUCUAAGUCGUCUAAGAGUAGUCAAUAUGAUACUAAAUGAAGUUCUAAGGCUAUACCCUCCCGUUGGAAUGCUAGCUCGAGAGAUUCACAACGAAACAAAGUUAGGGAAUCUAACAUUACCAGUUGGAGUAUCAAUUGGAAUACCAAUUUUAAGCAUACACCAAAAUACCAAAAUAUGGGGUGAAGAUGCAAUUGAGUUCAAACCAGAAAGAUUUUCAGAAGGAAUUUCCAAAGCAACAAAGAAUCAAGUAUGCUUUAUUCCUUUUGGAUGGGGUCCUCGAAUCUGUCUUGGUCAAAACUUUGCGAUGAUUGAAGCCAAAAUAGCAUUAUCCAUGAUCUUGCAACAAUUCUCGUUUACACUUUCUCCAGCCUAUACUCAUGCUCCUAUCUCAAACAUUACUAUUCAGCCACAACAUGGGGCUCAUCUCAUCCUUCGUAAGCUGUAAUUCUCGUUUUCAUUUGUGUUAUCUUUCUUCUCCAGAGUACCUACUUUGUUUAUUUCUACUAUAGUUUUGAUUUUAUAAAUAGGUUCUUUAAUGUUAGUUCGGUUUAUUGGGGCAAUUUAAAUAUAGCAAUCAGGUCCAGAAUAUUAGCAGAUAAAGCUCAAUGCAAAAAUAUUUUCAAUUAUGACAAAAUUUAGAUAUAACUCUUAAAGUCUUUCAAUAAUAGAAUCUUGGUGAUA